Morone saxatilis (striped sea-bass) is the source of this 892-nucleotide messenger RNA. Its product is annotated as nuclear receptor-interacting protein 3-like. The transcript has 6 exons. Gene Ontology annotation, molecular function: aspartic-type endopeptidase activity. Lineage: Eukaryota; Metazoa; Chordata; Actinopteri; Moronidae. Bases 128 to 838 code for a protein of 236 amino acids. The record is from RefSeq and is a predicted model, not a curated record. Gene Ontology annotation, biological process: proteolysis.
UCAUGAUGGGGGUAUCUCCUCUUCACUAGCUCAUCAUCGGGGAUUCCGCAUUAGACUCGGUUGUGUACAGCUACAGAUCCGACACAUACAGACCCACCGCCUCGGUCUGACUCAGAUACCCGCCGUCAUGUCCACGGGGAUGCGGACUGAGAACCGCGAGGACUCGGGGGUCCUGGAUGCUGCGUCUCUGAGGCAGCAGAGGAGGCUGAAACAGGCGAUCCAGUUCCUUCACAAAGACUCAGCUGAUCUGCUGCCUUUGGAUGGACUGAAGAAACUCGGGACAUCGAAACAGGGGCAGCCACACCAUAUUCUCCAGAAGCGCCUGCUGGAAGCCAAGUUGUCCCGGGGAAGGAUGCACAUGUGUGGAGUGACAGCAAACAACGGAGGGGUCCUUCUGAGCUGUAAUCGUUUAAACUCACACGAGGAGGAUGAAGAAGAGGAGGAUGCUUUCAUGUAUGUGCCCUGCAAGUGUUUAGGACAGGAGGUGAACGUGCUGAUUGACACCGGCUGCAAACUGAACCUGAUGUCCUCACUUACUGUGGAGAGAUAUGGCUGGAAAGAACUGGUUGAGGAGAACAAAAUGGAGACAAAUGGUUUUCCAUUUCAGCGGAAGCUUUGUAUUGAUGGCCAUAUCAAAGAACUCAGCCUAACCAUCGGGCAGCUCAGAAUAAUGUGCUCCUUUACCAUAGUAGAAAGUAACAAACCACUGAUGUCCCUGGGCAACAAGACAUUAAAGUCACUCAAGUGCAUAAUUGACACUGAAAAGCAGAUGUUGGUGUUUGGGACAAAUGUAAGGGAGCAAGUUCAGUUUGCCAAAAAGCCAUUUAAUGAAAGGUAAGAUUUUAUUGCUUUUAAAAGAGAGUGCAUGUGCCCUUAAUUAAAUGCCACACAA